Messenger RNA from Lotus japonicus, 3213 nucleotides. Its product is annotated as rhamnogalacturonan I rhamnosyltransferase 1. Gene Ontology annotation, cellular component: cytoplasm. The record is from RefSeq and is a predicted model, not a curated record. NCBI's taxonomy places the organism in Eukaryota, Viridiplantae, Streptophyta, Magnoliopsida, Fabales, Fabaceae. The transcript is spliced from 8 exons. Bases 745 to 2274 code for a protein of 509 amino acids.
UCCUUCUUCCCACCUCCCAUUACUCUUUUAACUUCUCUUCUCCGGCGAAGGUCGCCGGAAUAUCAUCGGAAAAUCUCACCGGAAAACCCACUUCUCCCAAAUUCACCAUUCUCGCCGCCACCAUUAAGCUACCUCAACUCUUCAAAGCUCACCUCACAUCACAACACCCUUCUCUACUUUCUCUUCUUGUUCUUCUGUGUUGCUAUUCACUUCACAAAUCCCACGAAUGCUAACACAUUUGAGCGAAUUUCAGCUGAAUUCCACUACUAUCUUCACUCUCCAAGCUCAUGGUUGUGCAUCUUGAAUGCAACUUUUGCUAUUGUUCUUAGAUGAAGUUCACAAUGCAAACAAUCUUUCAGUGCUGAGAAUUCUUAAAUUUCAGUGAGGUUUUAUGAUUUCAACUUUCAAGGAGUCACCAUGCUGAUUUGAAUUACUUUAGAGCAUUGCCUUGUUUGGUGGGGGUGGAGUUAAAAAGCAAAAACCUGAUUUUUUAGCUCUAAAUUCAUUACUAUUGUAAGGUCAAUGGUUUUGGCUUGAUGGGCAUUUAUGUUUCGGUAGAAAGAUCCAAACUUCCGGCGGCAACAGUGGUUCUGGUCUUGAUCCUGGGCAUUUAUUAAGCACAAGUCACUGAGUUCAAGGUUUUGUUUUUAUUUCUAUUUAUUAACUUUUACUAAUUUUGAUGCAUUUGAUUCAAGACUAAGGAGUCAAGAUCACGCAAAAAAAUAUAAAAAAAAAAAAUCAGUGAUGUUGUUGAGGUGGGCAAGAGUAUCAGGUGGGAAAGGUGAUCACUGUGAUAGUGAGGAGAUGGAGAUGGGGUUCAAUGUUUUGGGGGAAGGUGAAGUUGUGAAGGCUAAGAGGUUUAUUGUGAGGCCUAAGAUUAAGGUGUGGAUGGUUCGUGCCAUUACUACUGUGAUUCUUUGGAGUUGUGUGGUUCAGCUUAUGGCACUAGGGGAGUUGUGGGGGACAAGGUUGUUGAAGGGCACGCCUCUUUGUUUCAGCCAUCAAGAUGCAUCACUUGCCAUAUCAAAGGUUCCUGUUCCAGCCAAGGUUUUACUCCCUCCCAAAAGGGUUUAUAAGAACAAUGGUUAUCUUAUGGUUUCGUGCAAUGGAGGACUCAACCAAAUGCGAGCAGCGAUAUGCGACAUGGUUGCGAUUGCCAGACAUUUGAAUGUGACUCUUAUUGUUCCAGAGCUGGAUAAGACAUCUUUCUGGGCUGAUCCAAGUGAGUUCCAAGACAUUUUUGAUGUAGAUAAAUUCAGUGCCUCCUUGAGAGAUGAGGUUAGAAUAUUGAAGCAACUACCACCUAGGCUCAAGAGAAGAGUUGAAUUAGGACUAUCCUACUCAUUGCCACCAAUUAGCUGGUCUGAUAUUACAUACUAUGAAAAACAGAUCCUUCCUCUAUUACUUAAACACAAGGUCGUGCACCUAAAUAGAACUGAUGCUCGCCUCGCGAACAAUGGACUACCUCUUGAUAUUCAAAAGCUGAGAUGUAAAGCAAAUUUUGAAGCUUUGCGGUUUACUUCACAGAUAGAGGACCUCGGUAGAAAGAUAGUGAAGAUUUUGAGGGAAAGGGGACCUUUCCUUGUUCUUCAUCUUAGAUAUGAGAUGGACAUGUUGGCCUUCUCUGGCUGUACUCAUGGAUGUGACAGAAGGGAGGUGGAUGAACUCACAAGAAUGAGAUAUGCUUAUCCCUGGUGGAAGGAAAAAGUCAUCAAUUCUGAACUCAAGAGGAAAGAGGGUUUAUGCCCAUUGACACCUGAGGAAACUGCUCUCAUAUUGACAGCACUAGGCAUGGAUCACAAUGUUCAAAUUUAUAUUGCUUCUGGAGAAAUAUAUGGUGGAGAGAAAAAGAUGGCGAGUUUACGCGCCACUUUUCCUAACCUGGUAAGGAAGGAAACUCUGCUGGAACCUUCAGAUUUGAUGUAUUUCCAAAACCACUCAUCCCAGAUGGCUGCACUUGAUUAUCUCGUGUCUCUAGAGAGUGAUAUAUUUAUUCCAACAUAUGAUGGGAACAUGGCUAAAGUUGUGGAAGGCCAUAGAAGAUUCCUAGGUUUCAAAAAGACUAUACUGCUGGAUAGAAAGCUUUUGGUGCCUCUCAUAGAUCAAUAUACCAAUGGGUCAUUAAGCUGGGAUGAGUUUUCCAUUAUGGUGAAGAAUUCUCAUGUCAAUAGGAUGGGAAGUCCAAAAGGUAGAGUUGUCAUCCCAGACAGACCUAAAGAAGAAGACUACUUUUAUGCCAAUCCUCAUGAGUGUUUGCAAUUGCAAGAUGAGUAAUUGGGAACCACGUGAUCUUUGCUUAACACUUGCCUUUGAUUCAUUCAGAGCCUUUCAUACGUAAGCAAAGCUGAUUGCUAUUUAGUUAAGGGAAGGCUCAGAUUCUGUACAUGAAGUAGGCUCUGAAUGAAUUCAACGAGGGCUAUUCUUCCCUUUCCCUAGAUAAAUUUAUAGCAAACUGGCUUUACAUGUACACUGUAAUUCAAAUCAAAAGAUGAGCACUUUUACUGUAGUCCAUAUUCCCCUAAAUUUUGAAGGUGAUUAGUCACUAAAUGUUCAGAGUUGAGCCUUGAAAUCAUAGAAAAUGUGAAAGAACAACACUGAAGUCUCUUUGAACCUUGUUGUCCACUAACAUAUUGCACUUGCAGAAUGCAUCAAUGCUACAUGUGAUAAUUGCCUCAUAUAUGUUUGUUGACAAAAACAUGAUUAAGUAGGUAGACUCUAAAUGGAGUAGUAUUGGUAAAGACUCAAAAACAGAUAGUGGGAGGAGGGUUAUAGCUUAUAGGGGGACCAGGAGUCAUGAUUAGCAUGAUAAUGGUUUUGGUUUUAUUGUAGGAAUAACAGCAACUUUUGUGGUUUAGGCAGGACAGGACUAGAAUCACCAACUACAAGCAAUUCUAAAUGGAGACUCAUGGUAGUGACUACUGAGGUGUCCUAUCUCUACUUGGCUUCUUUCAUUUUAUUUCUGUUUUCAAGUGCUGGAGGGUUGGUUGACCCUUAAAAGCAACAAACCCAUUUUAGUGGAGACUAUUUAGAGUUUUAAACUGCAUUCCGCAACCGUAGUUGCGGUAAGGUUUUUGAGGCCCUGCAAGGGCACUCGGACUGCAAUUGUAGUCACAUCAACUCUCAUUUGUCCGCAAUUUCAUUGCAUAACUGCAAUUGUAGUUUAAAACCAUUUUUUUCUAUUAUCCCCAAUAUAAUUGCUCAUAUUUUAAUGUA